UGGCGAGGAGUGCACUGGCGUAGGGGAGCGGAGGGGAGCACUGGUGCGAAGAUUGGCGGAGGAGGGGGUGGAGGGGGGGKGGAUUGGAGAUGCGAGGAGCAGGGGGGCGAAGAGCGGCGAAGGAGGGGGAACGGCCGGAGGAGCAGCCGAUAAGUGUAAGAGCAGCGGAGGAAGGGUGGGAGUGCAGGCGGAGGGGAGCCAGAAGGGAGUGGAGAGGAGCGCUGGAAGAGGAGAGCGCUGGCGGGGGUUGUGCUGGUUGAGGGGAGCGAAGCGGAGCACUGGCGGAACAGAGCGCAAGGAGCACAAAUGGAGCGGAGAGGGCAGAGGGGAGUGCAGUGGAGCCUCGACGGAGGGGAGGAGGGGAGUGGAGGUGAGCGCUGGCAGAAUGGAGGAGGGGAGUGGAGGGUAGCGCUGGCAGAGGCGAAGAGGGGAGUGGAGGGGAGCGCUGGCGGAAGGGAGGAGGGAAGUGGAGUGGAGCACUGGCGGAAGGGAGUGGAGGGGAGUGGAGGGGAGUGCUGGCAAGGGGGUGCGCUGGUGGAGAGAGAAGGGGAGCGCUGGCGGAGCGGAGCAGUGGAGGAGGGAAUGGAGUGGAGGGGCGGCGAAGGAGCGGAGGUUGGGAAGUGAGGGGCGGAGGAGGGGGUUCUUGUGGGGGGAGGGGAGGGGGGCCACUGACCUUAAUCUCCCAUCUU
Molecule: messenger RNA, 689 nt
Organism: Chara braunii
Lineage: Eukaryota; Viridiplantae; Streptophyta; Charophyceae; Charales; Characeae
Source: the annotation of a GenBank genome assembly